UCAAUUCAUUUCAAAACUUGCCAACAGCAAGCUGCUUCCAAAAUUUUAAGUUAAAAAAUUAUUAAAAAAAAGAUAAAUUCAUAGAAAAUCCUUCAAUCCUUUUUCUUACAAAAAAAGUUUAAAAAGAUAAAAACAAAUUGAAAAUGUGCGAUCCUUGCUGCCCUCCAUGUGGACCAUGCGGACCCUGUAGCCCAUGUGAUCCUUGCUGUGCUCCUUUUGAGUGCUCUCCAAAAUGUUACACGGGAGCUCAAUUGGAUGCCAUACCACAAUGUGCGCCACGGAUACCGCCACCAGUACCCAAAUGCAUUACCGUCCAGCAGCCACCUCGCUUGAUUUGCAAAAAGCGAGUAGUCUUCACGGAAAAAGUUGUUCCCGAACCCAUGGUGGUGAAUCGAUGUCGACAAAUCACCAUACCCAAAGUGGUGGACACAACACGUGUCAUUAAAGUGCCAAAAUUGACAUGGGUAUCACAAAUGGUCCGUGAGCCAAGAGUCAUCUACUAUCCGUCGAUGGUCCCCGACCCUUAUGUGGUGUGCUAUCCCAAGCGUAUUUGUGAACCGCGUGAAGUCUGCCAAUCGAUAUUGUGUCAGCCCAAGCCGCAAACGCUAGAUGUUCCACCGCCCAGAGAAUUUUGCUGUUAUCCCACGGGUCCAAUUAACUAUAAGCCCAGUGCAGCUUGUCCACCAUGUCCAAUGGGACCAUCAUCACCCUGUGGGCCAUGUGGUCCCUUGCCAUGUUUUUCCACCAGUCAAUAUCCCCUGUGUGAGCCGUGUGGGCCUUGUGGACCUUGCGGACCGUGUGGACCUUGUGGGCCUUGCGGACCAUAUGGGCCUUGCGGACCAUGUUUGCCACCUAACUGUGGGCCUUGUGGCAUGACCAUGCCAUCUGGACCUUAUGUUCCUACUCCAUGUGGACCUUGUGGCCCUUGCGGACCCUGUGGACCUUGUGGCCCUUGCGGACCCUGUGGACCUUGUGGACCCUGCGGCCCCUGUGGCCCUUACGGUACGUGUGGACCUUGUAUACCUGGUUGUCCCUAUGAAGCACCUGAAUGUGGUCCUUGUUAUCCCUGUUCGCCAACACCCUGGAAUACUCAGUGUGGACCUUGUGGCCCUUCUGGACCUCAAGUGCCUUGUGAACCUUGUGGUCCCUGUAUGGGUCCUUGCAAUCCAUGUGGACCUUCGUGUUAACCUCUUACAAUUUUCAUGGUAUAUUCUCAAGCCUAAAUCUUGUCGCAGCCAUGAACUACGCUCCGGCAUUAUGUACACCACCUGCGAUUGUAUUAAACGAAAUGGCCUCCAAGAUAAAUGUCCUCGUUCCCAGUGUCAGGGUCGUUCGGCUUG
Molecule: messenger RNA, 1340 nt
Organism: Musca domestica (house fly)
Lineage: Eukaryota; Metazoa; Arthropoda; Insecta; Diptera; Muscidae
Product: sperm mitochondrial-associated cysteine-rich protein-like
Exons: 4
Coding region: 144-1187 (347 amino acids)
Source: RefSeq, a predicted model, not a curated record